GUAUCGGAUGAGUUGUAACGAUGAUGGUCGUCCCUGUGAGGUAAACGAUAGAGCAGAGAGAGAAAGAGAGAGGGAGAGAGAGAUUCAUUUCAGUUUAUUUAACUUAUUUCAGAUUUGGUUUCUUUCCAUAUUUUUCCAUGUGCUGAUGGAGAACACAGGGGCCAACAUACAGAUUGAGCAUGGUGGGAAUCCCCCACCGUACUACUUGGUGAUAAAGCCCACUGAACCCCCUCCUCCAUAUACAAGGGUCCAGUCAUUACCGGAAGCCCCUCCAGUUGUCCCGUACUACACCAGCCACCCUCUACCUCAAGAACUUCCUCCUCAUGUUCCUCAACGUGUCAUCACUAGCCAGCUACAAGAUCUACCAGACCAGAGGCAGAGCAGACUGGUGGUAACACAUCAUAAAAAAGCUCGCUGCUAUGGAGGCUCAGGUGGAUCUGUCCUUAUUUUAGUUCUCGUUGGAAUUGCAAUCUGGCUAGGAGUGCGAUAUGGCAUGGCAGUGAUGUCCAGAGGGAAGUCAGACACGUGCCCACCCUACGCUGUCAUUUGUGAUGGACAUUCCGAUUGCCAACAUGGCAGUGACGAGACUAUCUGCGUGAGGUUUGGAGAAAACAAUGAACUUCAGGUCAUGACCUCCAACUCCAGUGGCUUCCUUCCCGUCUGCUUUGCUGACUGGAAUCAAAACCUGGCUACACAGACCUGUGAGCAGCUCGGCUUCAGAGGAAGUUACCGGUAUGGAGCCUUAAAAUCGACUGCAAGCUCAUUUCUCUUUGUGACCUCUCAGUCCUCAGAUCCCAUACAGGGAAAGGUUAAUGUCAGCACGUCGUGUCCUGGUAAAAGGUCAGCGUUUCUCCAGUGCAGUGACUGUGGGCGUCCAGAGACCAGCGCACGGAUCAUUGGAGGGAGUGUGGCAUCGACGGGUCAGUGGCCCUGGCAGGUCAGCCUGCAUUUCGAGGGUUCUCAUGUAUGUGGAGGCUCAGUGGUGUCGCAGGAUUUCAUAGUGAGUGCUGCACACUGCUUUAACAGUGAACCCCAGUCGGGGAAGAUAGCGGAAAAUUGGCGCGUUUACCUGGGGGUGGAGUCACAGUACAUGCUACCACCACCGCAUUACAUAGCUGACAUCAUCAUACAUGAGCUCUACAACCCUAAGACACACGACAACGACAUCGCACUGCUUAAACUCACUCAGCCCAUCAACUUCACCAGUACAGUGAAGCCUGUAUGCCUUCCUGCAUAUGACCAGGUUGUCUUAACAGGCACAGAGUGUUGGACUACAGGAUUUGGAGUAACGCAGGAAGGAGAAGCCCUUGGUUCCAGUCAGUUGAUGGAGGUAGCAUUAGAAAUCAUUGACAGGACUGUGUGUAACACUGACUACAAAGGUCUCAUCUCUAACAACAUGCUGUGUGCAGGAGAUAUGAAUGGGAGUAGAGACACCUGCCAGGGUGACAGCGGUGGUCCUCUAGUGUGUCAGGAGAAUGACGGGCGCUGGUAUCUCUUCGGCGUGACAAGCUGGGGGAGUGGGUGUGGCCGUGUGAACAGCCCUGGUGUCUACAGCAACGUGCACACCCUCCUUACAUGGAUCCACAGCAAGAUGGAGGAAGACAGACCAUGAAGACAGUCUGCUGUCUGAAGACACUUUACUGCUACACCUGUAUUGGGAAGCACAUGGCUUGACAUCUUCCCCUUUAUUGUGUUAAGAUUUCCAUAUUUAUUUUCCAUCAUAGAACAGAAUCAUAUCUGUGAGACUCACUUUAUCUCUCGAUCUGUAUUCGGUUUUCAUCUCAUCAGGGAUUGCUGUCAUACAUUAAUAUAUGUCUUGAACAUUAUCCACAGUUUUUUCACAAGCUCCAUCAUUGUAUUGUACGUAUUGGCUGUAAGACUUCUUCUCCCACCUCAGCCUUUACCAGCAGGUGAUCAGCAUCUCCCCUGAUUGGGUUAAAAAAACCUUUGAGGAGAAUAAGAAGCUUUCUUGGGACUUCUUGCUCUGUGGUUCCUCUGACAGUCUUUAGAGGCACAACACCUCACAACGGGGCGUUUCAACCUAAUAAAAGAAAUGAAAUGUUAUAGAACUCUCAUCUUGAUUUCUUCUUCACAAUGCUACUGUGAUAUUGAACUGUUUCUUCAUUAGCACUGUGACCGCGCUCUAAACCCAGCGUGCUCUAAACUAACACUAAAUAAAGAUCUUGAAGUUUGUUGA
Molecule: messenger RNA, 2197 nt
Organism: Tachysurus vachellii
Lineage: Eukaryota; Metazoa; Chordata; Actinopteri; Siluriformes; Bagridae
Gene: tmprss13b
Product: transmembrane serine protease 13b
Exons: 13
Coding region: 8-1612 (534 amino acids)
Biological process (GO): proteolysis
Cellular component (GO): membrane
Molecular function (GO): protein binding; serine-type endopeptidase activity
Source: RefSeq, a predicted model, not a curated record